Messenger RNA from Coregonus clupeaformis (lake whitefish), 1446 nucleotides. Its product is annotated as translational activator of cytochrome c oxidase 1. The record is from RefSeq and is a predicted model, not a curated record. Gene Ontology annotation, cellular component: mitochondrion. The coding region runs from base 81 to 992 and encodes 303 amino acids. NCBI's taxonomy places the organism in Eukaryota, Metazoa, Chordata, Actinopteri, Salmoniformes, Salmonidae. The transcript is spliced from 6 exons.
CGUCACUAGACAACCCGGAAGCGUCAAUUUCACCUCAAAGGACAGGGGCAUGACUCUGUUGCUCUCUUUAUAAAGUGGCAAUGGCAUGGGGAGUGGUGUUGAGGGGUUUCUUGCCUCUGUGUCUACGUCGACUUGCCUGCUUGACCACAAACACUUACAUGGGCGCAAGGAUUCGUCCAGUACGCACAGACCUGACGGUGCCAUGUCGCUACCCACUUUGGACAACACAUCCUGUAAGAACACUACAUAUGUGCCCUAACUUGUGUGCUGGCCAUAAUAAAUGGUCAAAGGUGAAAAAUAUAAAAGGACCCAAAGAUGCAGCCCGGAGUCGAAUGUUCAUGAAGUUUGGGAUGAUGAUAAGAAUUGCAGUCAAAGAAGGGGGAUCUAGUAACCCAGAAUUCAAUCUAGCAUUGGCGAAUGUAGUGGAGCAAUGCCGAGGCAAGAACAUGCCCAAAGUGUCCAUAGAAGCUGCCAUCAAAGGGGCGGAAAAGUCAAAGACAGGAACCCAGCACACGUAUGAAGCCAGGGGCCCUGGUGGCUGCAUGCUGCUCAUCGAUAUACUAACUGACAACAACACCCGAAGUCUCCAGGACCUCAGACAUCUGCUCAACAAACACGGGGCAGCGCUGUGCGACGGGGUGCGUCAUAACUUCAGCAGGAAGGGGGUGGUGGUGACGCAGGGGGAGGGUGUGUCGUCCGAGCGAGCUCUGGAACUGGCCAUCGAGGCGGGGGCCGAGGACUUCCAGGAGACCGAGGAUGAGGAUGAGAAGCCCCUCCUACAGUUUGUGUGUGACAUGACAGAGCUGAAGAAGGUGCGGACCUCGCUGGAAGAACUGGGGGUGCGCACUGUGUCCGCCGGCCUGGAGUUUGUUUCCCACACCCCCACGCAGCUUCCACAAGCUCAGCUGGAGGCAGCCUUAUCUCUGAUAGAAGCCCUGAGCGACUGCCUAGACGUGGUGCGGGUCUGGGACAACAUCCAGGCCCAGAGCUGACAGUCAUUAUGUAUUAUUGUCAUGUUACAUAUUAUGGACAUCUCACGUUAGACAAUAUUGCACGUUUGGACAUUGAAUUGAACAGACAAAUCUUAACACCAGAUCUGCUCAUCUAUGUACUGUACAAAAGUCAUGGUUGCAGUUAUUUUAAGAAGACACAUUGCACUUGUCAGUGCUAAAAAAAAAAAAUUCUCUGGAAGCUCGGGAGCAAGAGAAGUUGGACAGGAUUCAGACUUGAGAUCUGUGUGCUUAACUCAAAUUUUCAUGCAAGUCUCCUAUUGACAACAACAAAUAAGGAUUUACGUGAAAGUCUGAGUUGCAGGUGCUUAUUUCAACUCUGAAUCGGCCCGAUUGUGACUAGCAAGGAUUUUGUGUCAGGAAACCAUGUGACACUCAUGUGAACCUGCUUAAAGUCAAAACAACUAUCAUGUCCAAAUAAAACUAUUUAAUUUCU